CUCCCGCAGCGACCAAGAACCCAUUCGAAAAACAGAGCAGUAGCAGAGCGGAGCAGAGGAGGAAGAGGGGCAGCCAAGCCAUGGAGAUGGGAGACAGCUUCGAGUACUACUGGGAGAUGCAGCGCUUGUUCGAAUCCGACGAGCUCAGCGUCUACCUGAAUGGCGCGCAGGAAGACGCGCUGUCCUGCUACGACUCCAGCUCGCCGGACGGGUCCUUGUCCAACUCGUCCUGGGCGCUGGCGCCGGCGGUGACCGCGGCGGACGACGCCAGGGGGCCCGGCGCGGCCGCGGCCGAGGGCGGCGCGGCGGAGGGGGCGGCCAAGAACAUCAUCAUGGAGCGCGACCGCCGGCGCAAGAUGAACGAGAAGCUCUACGCGCUGCGCAGCGUCGUGCCCAACAUCACAAAGAUGGACAAGGCGUCGAUCAUCAAGGACGCGAUCGAGUACAUCCAGCAGCUGCAGACGGAGGAGCGGCGGGUGCUGCAGGAGCUCGAGGCCGGCGGCGGCGCGCGGCGAAUGGACGAGUACGGGUACGACGAGGGCGCGCUCCUGCGGGCGGAGCGGGCGAAGAGGCUGAAGCGCGCGCGGCCCGUCGCCCCGGCGGCGGCGCCCGUGGAGGUCCUGGAGCUGCGCGUGUCGGAGGUGGGCGAGCGCGUACUGGUGGUGAGCGUGACGUGCGGCAAGGGGCGCGACGCCAUGGCCCGCGUGUGCCGCGCCGUGGAGGAGCUCCAGCUCCGCGUCGUCACCGCCAACAUCACCUCCGUCGCCGGCUGCCUCAUGCACACCAUCUUCGUCGAGGUGGAUCAAGGCGACGACCGUGCUCGGAUGAAGCGCACCAUCGAGGCCGCCCUCACGCAGCUCGACACCGCCGCCGCCGGGAGCCCCCCGAGUCUCAUGAGCUACUAGUUCUUUCGACUGACGUCAUCAAGAAGAUAUCUACUAGCUACGGUCGUUUGAGGAUCGAUCGUGUAAUUAAUCCCACCAGUCGAGUCCGCCGAUGCUUUUUUUGGAGGGUGUGUUUUUUUGGGUGGUACCCCAUGUACAUACUAGGAGGUGACCGAGCGGGGCAGCAGGCCAGGAACUUUGUGUGACGACAGGGCUAUUAGGGAAAAAGAUGCAGUGAUCGACCUAGCAAAUAAGAAGGGGGUCCACUUUGCCUAAAUCUCAAGGAAUAACACUUGAUUUGCUAGCUACACAAUAAUACGUUGUUGUCAUCUCACGGCCGAGAAACUUUUGAAUACUACGUUGAAAGUAAUUCAAAUUCA
Panicum virgatum (switchgrass) is the source of this 1264-nucleotide messenger RNA. Its product is annotated as transcription factor BHLH6-like. The transcript is spliced from 4 exons. Gene Ontology annotation, cellular component: nucleus. Gene Ontology annotation, biological process: regulation of DNA-templated transcription. NCBI's taxonomy places the organism in Eukaryota, Viridiplantae, Streptophyta, Magnoliopsida, Poales, Poaceae. Gene Ontology annotation, molecular function: DNA-binding transcription factor activity; protein dimerization activity; sequence-specific DNA binding. The record is from RefSeq and is a predicted model, not a curated record. The coding region runs from base 81 to 905 and encodes 274 amino acids.